AAAUCUGCUUAUUCAUGGUAAAUAAUUCAAUGUUUUUUUACAACAAUACCAAAUAUGUUUAUCGUCGUUACUCGUAAUCUUCGCCGGGUCGUAAACUUAUGACCGAGAGAUAAAUUUAGCGCCUUACAUAACGUGAUAAUGGAUACAUUAUCUCUUCACAACAGUAAACCGACGCACUGUCACUUGUUAUUGUUUAUUUCGUCCAAUUAGAUACAUUCAGUAUUGGAUUUUAAAAGAUACCAUACCUAUAGCGAGAAGGUAGUUUUAAGUUUUAUUUGUUCUUAAAGAUAGUGCCACCUGUCACGGAAGUUUGGAAGAUAUUAUACUAGCAACUGAAAAUGGCUUCCCACAAGCUGAUCACGAAGAAAGUCAUAAACUCCCCAGAGACGUGUGUCGAUGACAACUUGCGCGGUGUGGUGGCGUUGUAUCCCAAUCUACAUCUACACCCUAAACAUCGGGUAGUCACUUUAAAAAGAAAGAGUGAUUCUGGUAGAGUAGCAGUUCUUAGUGGAGGUGGAUCUGGACAUGAACCGUUUGCAGCAGGUUUUAUAGGAGACGGCAUGCUUUCUGGAGCAGUGGCUGGAGGCGUCUUCGCAUCGCCACCAACAGCCAAUGUCCUCUACGCGAUUGCACAACUUUACAAGUAUAAUUCAGGUGGUGUUUUAGUAUUUUGCGGUAACUACACUGGCGAUCGAUUAAAUUUUGGAAAAGCAACUGAAAAAGCUAAAAUAGCAGGCAUUAAGACGGAGCUAUUCUUCGUAGGCGAAGACGUAGCAUCUAGCCAUAAUAAGACUGGGGGCAGAGGAAUGUGCGGCGAAGUCUUCCUUUUCAAGAUUCUGGGUGCCAUGUCUGCGAAGGGAUACGACUUGUCUUCAAUGCACAACACUCUUGCGGAAGUAACUAAGAAUAUGGCGACUCUUGGAGUAUGUUUCAGCGCUUGUUCUUUGCCAGGCCAACCACCUCUGUUUGAGAUAGCGCCUAAUGAAAUGGAGUUAGGCGCCGGGGUCCAUGGGGAAGCGGGUAUUGAGAAACUGAAAAUGGGCACAGCUAAAGAAAUUGUGGCGUUAAUAUUGGAUAAGAUAAUAGCUCAUCUUAAGCUCGGCGCCGGCAACAGGGUUGCAGUCAUGAUAAACAAUAUGGGAGGCACCUCGCUCAUGGAAAUCAAUAUUAUCGCAGCCGAAAUCAAGGACUACUUAGAUCAAAAACGCAUAAAAACGGAACGAAUGAUCUCCGGUCACCUUAAGACUUCCUUAGAGAUGCAGGGCUUCCAAAUUUGCCUCCUACAUCUGAACAAAGAGCAUGGCGAUCUUUGGUUAGAACUACUUGAUGCACCUACAGAAGCAAUUGGCUGGACUGGUGGUAUAAUGUCCGUGAGGGAUGGUGAUGAAGUAUAUGGUGAUGAUGAAACGUUAUUGCAGGGUGAUGGGCGAAAGAAAGUAUCCGGUCCAUCUUUGUCAGUGAGUGAGCAAGAAAUACUUCGCGGCAGCUUACAAGCAGCUGCGCAAGAGUUGGUCAAGAAUGAAGAGUUGCUCAACAGGCUGGAUUCAGGCUGUGGGGACGGCGAUUGUGGAAUUACGCUUAAGAAAUUCGGAAAAGCGGUAUUAUCAUACCUAGACACAGCUUCUUUGGAAUACCCAUCGAACGUCAUAUGGGAAUUAUCAGAGUUGGCUGAAACUGACAUGGGAGGCACUUCGGGAGGAAUAUACAGUUUAGGCCUCGCUGCAGCGUCGCAAUCUUUAGCUAAUUGUACAUCAAACGAUAGACAUACUUGGCUAGCAGCGUGGGAGAGUGCAAUGCGAGCAAUCACUAAAUACGGCGGCGCUGAACCGGGCGACAGGACCAUGCUCGACACAUUACACGCGGCGGCAUUGGUGUACAAAGAUAACUUGAAGGCUGACCUCAAAACUGCUCUCAAGAAGACAGUGGAAGCUGCUGAGAAUGGCUCUAAAGCCACCGCUACAAUGACCGCAAGAGCGGGCCGAGCAUCCUACGUGGCAAGUGGUUACGUCAACGACGAGGACGCGGGCGCGCGGGCGGUCGCGAUUUGGCUACACGCAAUGUUGGACUAUAUUUCUAAUAAGAAUUAGAUUCAAAUUGUAUUGAAAUCAAAUUAAACUAACAAGGCAAAUAGAAAUGGCUAUUCACUCUAAAUUAUAGGAACAAUGGGGUUGAUGACUAGGUUUGAAUAAAUUGAUUUUUAUGAUACAUUCGGGUAAAUAAGGUCAAUGUUAACUAAUUUAUACAAAAAAAGCAAAGAAUGUCUGGAUAUUUGCAAAAUAAAUAAGAUUAUAAAAUUUCAAAAUCUAUCAAAUUUUUUUUAUCGUAAUUAGAUAAAAAUUCGUUCAGUUUUA
This is a messenger RNA of Bicyclus anynana (squinting bush brown), 2351 nucleotides long. Its product is annotated as triokinase/FMN cyclase. Gene Ontology annotation, biological process: glycerol catabolic process. The coding region runs from base 339 to 2087 and encodes 582 amino acids. The transcript has 15 exons. Gene Ontology annotation, molecular function: glycerone kinase activity. Gene Ontology annotation, cellular component: cytosol. The record is from RefSeq and is a predicted model, not a curated record. NCBI's taxonomy places the organism in Eukaryota, Metazoa, Arthropoda, Insecta, Lepidoptera, Nymphalidae.